Tachysurus fulvidraco (yellow catfish) is the source of this 410-nucleotide messenger RNA. Its product is annotated as cytochrome b-c1 complex subunit 6, mitochondrial-like. The record is from RefSeq and is a predicted model, not a curated record. Lineage: Eukaryota; Metazoa; Chordata; Actinopteri; Siluriformes; Bagridae. The transcript is spliced from 4 exons. The coding region runs from base 116 to 394 and encodes 92 amino acids. Gene Ontology annotation, biological process: mitochondrial electron transport, ubiquinol to cytochrome c.
CUUUUAUUAUACUAGCGAUAUGAUUUCCGGUGUGUUUCUAGAAGCUUCCUGCGUGUGACCUCCACUUGAGGAAAGUUGUUUAUCUGAUUUAAGGAAACUUUUAUAAACUUUAAAGAUGGUUCACGAAAGAGAAAAGAUCACAGAUGGAGAUCCUGAGGAUAAAGCUGAAGAGGAAGAGGAGGAAGAGGAGGAAAUAGUGGACCCUUUAGAGACGGUGAGACAGAGGUGUGAGGAGACCGAGCACUGUGUACACACACACCACAGGCUGCAGGAGUGUGAAGCUCGGGUGAACUCACGGUCAAACACGGUGGAAGACUGCACUGAGGAACUGUUUGACUUUCUCCAUGCACGGGACCACUGUGUCACACAGAAGCUCUUCAGUUCAUUAAAAUGAGCCCUAUUACACCUCA